AUGUCCGUGAACGAUACCUACCGAGCAUCCAGCCCAGAGCAUGAGCCAGAGCUCACUGCAGAAACUACCGCUGAGCAAAUUGUAGAGCUCAAGGAAUCUAUACCCCCCUCCUCUGCACCUAUCAUCGCGAUUGAUCUUGAUGACGUGUUGAGCUGUACCAACGCUGUCGUAGCGCAAUGGCACAACGAGACUUAUGGUACCCAGAUGACCACCAAUGAUUUUUACUACUACUUCUACUGGAAGAAUCCAUUUUGGGGAACGCCUCACACCACGCAAACAAAAGUCAAAACAUUCUACACCAGCGGUCUGAUGGCGCAGACCCAGCCCGUACCUGGUGCACGCGAGGGCGUAGAGGCCUUGUGUGCGCUGGGCUAUCGCUUGAUCAUCGUUACGGCUCGAGGCAAAGAUUCCCAUGCUGACAGCUGGGCCUGGGUCGAACGUUGGUUCCCUGGAUGUUUUCAUAGCAUGAUAUGCACCGGCAAGUUUGCGAAUUCUCCAAAGCAUGCGACAGAUGGCGUAGACGCCUUGACGGGUGCACAAAAGGAACAUGAAGUCGCCACGCGGUUGAGCAAAGCGGAGGUCUGUAUUGACAUUGGAGCCGAACUGCUGAUCGACGACUCGAUGGAAAAUGCGUUGGCCUGCGCAUAUCAUAUUCCAUUAGAUGGAGUAACAAAACCUCCCCCGGUACUCCUUUUCGGCUCAUAUGAGUGGAACAAGCGAUUAUCAGUGGCUUCAGAUGAGUGCGACGAUAUGGUUUAUGAAGUCCGUUUACAAAGAGAAGGGGUAAAGUUCCUGGAAGAGGAUGUGAGGCGAGGGGACAAGGCAUUGGAGCAAGCAAACACCCAUCUUUCGGUGCGCCGGGCUAGAGACUGGAGUGAGGUUGUGCGAUAUGUCGCGGAGUUGAAGGGCGGCCGUUUGUAG
Molecule: messenger RNA, 921 nt
Organism: Suillus discolor
Lineage: Eukaryota; Fungi; Basidiomycota; Agaricomycetes; Boletales; Suillaceae
Exons: 4
Coding region: 1-921 (306 amino acids)
Biological process (GO): deoxyribonucleotide catabolic process
Molecular function (GO): 5'-nucleotidase activity
Source: RefSeq, a predicted model, not a curated record